Molecule: messenger RNA, 2449 nt
Organism: Erigeron canadensis
Lineage: Eukaryota; Viridiplantae; Streptophyta; Magnoliopsida; Asterales; Asteraceae
Product: phosphate transporter PHO1 homolog 10-like
Exons: 13
Coding region: 12-2303 (763 amino acids)
Biological process (GO): cellular response to phosphate starvation; phosphate ion transport
Cellular component (GO): cytoplasm; plasma membrane; Golgi apparatus
Molecular function (GO): inositol hexakisphosphate binding
Source: RefSeq, a predicted model, not a curated record
UUUAGGUGAACAUGAAGUUUGGGAAAGAGUUCAAGCAACAGAAGGUGCCAGAAUGGAUUGAAGCCUACAUGGACUAUAACGGACUCAAAAGAAUAUUACAUGAAAUCCAACAGUUCAGACAAAGUGAAAGACCUUCGACACCAAUGAGAACUUCACAGAAUCGGCUGUCAUUAUACAAACCAUUUACUGGGUUAGAUGUACAGACAAGCUCCGAAGAAAGUGCUGGUGAUAUAGAGGACCAAGUUAUAGCUGUCGAGACUGUAAAGAAAGAUGAUACUAGAGAAGUGUAUAGCACCAAUUUUCUUCUAUCAUCCGAAGGAGGGCAUGGUGAGAUAAAGUUUUUUGAGAAGCUUGACAAGGAGCUUAACAAGGUCAAUACCUUUUAUAGGGACAAGGUGGAGGAAGUGAUUGAGGAAGCAGCUUCGUUAAAUAAGCAAAUGAACGCUUUGAUAGCAUUGAGAAUUAAGGUGGAACAGCCAGAUAUAAAUAAAUGCCGUAUUAAGAGAAACGUUUCUAUGGAUAGUAGUUCAACAGAGUCCUCGGAAGCUGUUUCUCCAAGCAGAGCAGAUACAUCAGAAAAUGAACAUGUGGAUUCCAAAGUUAUUGACAGGAUCAACAACCAUGGGCCUGUUGAGCCUGGUUUCCCUUCCGAUAUGGUUGCUUCCUUAACUUCUAGUGUGUGUAGAAACAAGGCAAAUUCUGAUAAAUAUGAAUUAGAUCCCUUAGAUGUCCUGGACCGCGUGAGGCUUAAUAAUACUCUUGAAAGCCCAAUGUCAACCAUUAGAAGUGUCCUUAAUGAUUCUAAAGACAAGGAUUUGCGGUAUAAGAAAGAGGAGCUGAAAGAAGUGGAAGGACGACUGAAAGUUGUUUUUAUUGAAUUCUACCACAAGCUUCAUCUUCUGAAGCACUACAGUUUUGUAAAUCUUAUGGCAUUUUCGAAGAUAUUGAAAAAAUAUGAAAAGAUUGCAUUAAGAAAGGCAGCAAGGUCAUAUAUGAAAAUUGUGGAUGACUCUUACAUUGGGAGCGCUGAUGAGGUCACUCAUCUCCUGGAUCGAGUGGAACAAACCUUUAUCAAGUACUUUGCAAGCUCCAACCGUAGAGAAGGUAUGAAAUUAUUGAGGCCAAAACGAAGGAGAGUAAAGCACAGGGUAACAUUCUUUUCAGGGUUUUUUGCUGGUUGCUCAAUUGCUCUCUUGAUUGCUAUCGUCUUACUUAUACAAGCGAGGAAAGUGAUGGUUAAAGAGGAGCAUAUCAUGUACAUGGAAAAUGUUUUUCCCUUAUACAGUUUAUAUGCAUAUAUAAUAUUGCAUAUGCUAUUGUAUGCUGCAAAUAUAUACUUUUGGAGGCGCUGCAGAAUCAACUAUCCCUUUAUAUUUGGUUUUAAGCAAGGAAUGGAAUUAAGCUACCAGGAUGUUUUUCUAAUCAGCACAGGUGUUGCAGUGCUCACACUUGGCACUUUUCUGGUGCAUGUGCACAUGAAAGUAGAUUCUAUUAACUCAGGCUAUACAAAGUAUAUGGAAUUAAUUCCAUUGGGCUUACUCAUUAUUUUUCUUGUCAUCUUCUUCUUUCCUUUCAAUAUCUUGUACAAGUCCAGUCGUUACUUUCUUAUCCGAUGUUUAUUCCGUUGUCUCUGUGCUCCUCUCUACAAGGUUUCACUUGCCGACUUUUUCUUGGCAGAUCAGCUGACUAGUCAGGUUCAAGCCAUGCGGUGCUUAGAGUUCUACAUUUGCUACUACGGUAUGAGAUGGUAUCAGAAGGAACAAAAGUGCCAUAGUCUGGAUCUCUACAAUGUCUUCUAUAUUAUUGUAGCAGUUAUACCAUAUUGGCUGCGGUUCCUACAGUGUGUUCGCCGGUUGUUAGAAGAAAAAGAAUGGGUACACUUAUACAAUGGUUCGAGAUACUUUUUGACCAUUGUUGCAGUAAUAGUCAGAACCGCAUUUGAAUUCAAGAUGAACAAGACUUGGAAAGUUUUGGCCCUUGUGAGCUCGAUCACUGCAAUUUUGUUCAACACAUAUUGGGAUAUAGUUGUAGACUGGGGACUUCUACAAAGAAAUUCCAAGAAUAGGUUUCUUAGAAAUAAGCUUGCGGUAUCACGCAAAAGUGUGUACUUUCUAGUGAUGGUACUGGAUGUUAUACUAAGACUUGCUUGGCUUCAAUUAAUCUUGAAAUUUAACAUAAAAGCCCUGAAAGGAACAGCCAUAUCAAGCAAUGAGCACUUGAACAAUGUUGGAAGGUAUCGAGCAUUUAAAUCAGUCCCACUUCCAUUUAGUUACUAUGAAGAAGAUGACGAGAAGGAUGACUAACGUGAAUAUAUACUGUAUAGCUCAUGCUAUAUACUAAGGUGGCUUAUCAGCUACAAAAAAUUGUCCAUAUGAGUUUUCUUACAAUUUAUUACGAGUAGAUAGUAAUGAGGAACUGUUGUCUUGAAUUUCAAAGAACCUUUUAUAAU